Sclerotinia borealis F-4128 is the source of this 1344-nucleotide messenger RNA. NCBI's taxonomy places the organism in Eukaryota, Fungi, Ascomycota, Leotiomycetes, Helotiales, Sclerotiniaceae. The record is from the annotation of a GenBank genome assembly.
AUGAAGUUCCACAGGAUGGCAGAAGAAUUGAUGCCUUUAUUGAUGAAGGGGUACUUGGGCCAUUUCGAUGUUCCCGCUCGCUUGAGCUUAAUGCCAAGCUCAAGGCGGGUUCGCUCGGAAAUGCUCAUACAGUCACGUGAUGCGAAUGCUGAAGUGCACCCGUUGGUUGAAUCUUUGACUCGGUCUUUGACUGUCCUUUUCGGCGUCUUCUAUCAAACAAUCCUGAAGGAUUGGUUAUAUCUCAAUUUCGGAAUCGGACGAGUUCAUAAUCGCAUCGAAGACUUUCCAUAUACAUGUCGACGACUCGAACAUCCUCUCUUAUCUUCCUGCGAAGAUCUUUUUCUUGAUCAUGAGGAUCGUACGUUGUAUGCUGCGUGUUCAACCGUCGAAAGCCGUCGCGGCUGGAGUCCUGGGGGCGAUCUGUACAAUGUAUCCAAAAGAACCUUGAAAGACCACGUGUCAGUACUCAACAUUGAUGAGCCGGAAGAUGAUGGACUGUAUGGUCUUUACCAGCUAGAAAUCACCGGAGGAUAUAAAGGCGUGGAUAGUCACAACUCUCUCGAUGUUCACGGGUUUGAUGUCGAAUACAUGCCUGAUUCUCGAUUGAGAUUUUGGAUGAUCAAUCAUAGACCCCCAGUUGACGAGUCGGGCAACUUUCUUGAUGCCGCAACAUUAGGCGCAAAUUCAACCGUGGAAGUCUUCGAUUUGGCUCCUGGAUCUACCAAACUGGAGUAUGUCAAGACUAUCGCUGACCCGAUUAUCCAAACGCCAAACGGUAUAGCUGCGACUCGCGAUGGUGGAAUACUCUUUCUCACGUAUGCACAGAUUCGCUCAUUGGACAUGGUCAUUGGAGGCGGGAACAUUGCCAUGUGUGGAUUCGACAAUCAAUGUUAUUCCGGGCCUUCCAAUCGAUUUCCCAAUGGCAUAGUUCAAGGCCAAGAUGGUCUUUACUACGUCGCCUCAUCCAUCCGGGGAAAAGUGACAGUGUACUCUCUAGAAACCAACCACACACUUACCCAAGUCGACGAAAUCGACCUCCACAUGCCAUUAGACAAUCUAUCCGUAGAUGCCAAUGGCGACAUCCUAGCCGCCGGCUUUCCAGACAUUUUGAAACUUAUCAAGUCUGUUACUGAACCCACAGUCAAUGUUCCAUCUACAGCUUUCAGGAUAAGAAAAUUUGAUGCAGCGGAUGGAGGGUGGAAAUAUGUGGUGACGAAGAUCUUGGAGGAUAUUGAGGCUAAGGUUUUAUCGGCUUCUACUUCGGUGGCUCAUGAUCCGAAAACGGGUCGUUUGUUCUUUGGUGCUAUUACUGCGCCGUUUGUGGUUGUGUGUGAUAAAUCUUAG